Paramecium primaurelia is the source of this 1007-nucleotide messenger RNA. NCBI's taxonomy places the organism in Eukaryota, Ciliophora, Oligohymenophorea, Peniculida, Parameciidae. The record is from the annotation of a GenBank genome assembly.
AUGUGGGAGCAAUCAAAUAAAAAAUAAAAUUUCUAUUGCCUUUGCUAAACAGGGCAUCAUAAAAUAUUUUAAUCUUGUUUUACGAACAAAAAAAGAAAAAUUCUAUAACCUGGGAUUAAAAUAAUUUCGAGAAAUAAGAUUUCAUAUUUCAUAAUGAAGAUUAAUACCUUUAGAAUUUAUAAUCAGCUUCGCCAAAAAUAUACUGUUAAUAGAUAAGAAAUUCUUUCAAAUAUUUUUAUAGCUUAAUUCCUUUUGGGCAUUAUCAUUUAUAUAUUAAAAAUAUUUUUGAGUAUUUACAAAACCCUGAGUUUAAAUUUGCUUUUUAUAACGGUAUGGAUAUAUUAUUUAAAAUUUGAGAAAAAGUCAUCUGCAAUGUCUUACAAAGAAUCCAUUUUAAGUGGAGGAGGUUGUUGUUUUCCUAGAACAAGCCCACUGGAACAAUUAAUCGGAAAAUCAGAUAGUUAAGACAUCUAUACUUUCAUUAAUAAAUUCAGAUUCUAUGUCAAAAAAUUUGUACUCAAGCUGUUGUUGCUGCUGAUUAGUCAGAAAGUUAGGAAAUAAUGAUAGCAAUACAGUGGUUUAUCUAUUAAGAAGAUAACAUCUGCAAACUUAACAAGAGUUCCAAAAGUGUCGCCAAAUCUUACGAUUUGAUUUUUUUUGGAAUCCGCGAAUUAUUGAAAAGCUCCUUGAUCUAUGUUCAAACAGACCCGUUUAAGUGUUUUUAUAUCUUAUAGAUAACAGCAUCUCUAUCAAAAGUCAUAUUUAGCUUCCAUUUAAUAAAUAAAAAGAGAUUUAUGGAAUGUGAUUUAUAACAAGAAUUGUUGGAGAUAUGUGAUAAAUUAAGAUAAUAAAUGGAAAUAGAAAAAAUGAUUGGAUUCAAAAUUAAAUGGAACUCUAUCUAUUCUUAACAAAAACUUCUUUCUAAAUGGAGCCAGCAAACAGGAGCGAAAGGGAAAAACUUUUUUACGGAUGCUUAAAAGGGAUCAUUAGUUCCUUAAUAGAAAUGA